AUCUUUCUGUGCUCAGCUUUGCCUAAUUGACCGAGCUUCCAGCCUCAAAUUCGUCAAAAAGAUCCCGAGGGUCAUAACAUGGUCCUCAGGAUUGGAUACGUUCGCGAGCACUUCUCCUCGCCGUUGCUUCAGUACGAGGCUGCUGAUGGAGGCAAGACGUUCGUGCUGGUGGAAUGCCCUAGCGGCACCGGUCAGUUGAUCGGCAGGUUGGAGAAGGACGAGAUCGACGUCGCAAUUGCUCUGACGGAUCCUUUAAUCUCCGGGAUCGCAAAGGGAUCGACGGCAUACAAGCUUGUGGGCAGCUAUGUCAACACACCAUUGAAUUGGGCAGUCAUCACCGGCACAAAUUCCAAGUACCAGAGUAUCUCUCAUCUAGAGGGCACCACGAUUGGUAUUUCGCGCUUGGGCAGCGGGAGCCAGACGAUGGCAUAUGUGAUGGCCCUGCAGCAAGGUUGGGACACGGAAAAGAUGCAGUUCAAGAUUAACAACGACAUCCGCGGCCUGAUCGACUCGGUAAACGACGGCUCGACGAGCGCGUUCAUGUGGGAGUGGUUCACCACCAAGCCCUUCGUCGAUGCGGGCGAAUGCCGUUUCAUUGGAUCCGUCCCCACUCCCUGGCCGUCCUGGCUUAUUGCCGCGCACCCGUCGCGUGCGGGCUCUGCCGAGCUCCGCACAUUCCUCGAGACCCUGACGGGCUACGUCCGCGCCUUUGACUCGCCCGAGAAGCGUGCUGAGGACGACGUCGAGUUUAUCAAGAAGACGUGGGGGUAUCCGGAGAACGACGUGAAGGCAUGGCUACAGACUGUCGGCUACCCGGAGAACUGUGCUGCGAUCCCCCGCAGUGUGAUCACGGACACGAUCAGCUAUCUCGAGAAGGCGGGGGUGUUCAAGAGUCCCGAGGGCGGUUUUCAGGUCGAGUCGUUCGUCAACGAGGACGUCGUCCAGCUCACAUGACGGAGUGCAUCAAUCCUAGGAGUAUGAAAGCAUUGCUGAGGAAACUGUUUAACGUCAAUGGGAGCUGUACAUUAUAUUCGGAAAUUGGGGGGAGUAUACACUGGCGUAGAUAGGGUUGAAGAUUUUAGAGUCCAGAGCUCGAGCUGCAUGCUUCCUAUGUACUGAUGCGAGUGAGAGUUAUGAAGGGAAUAUAUGGUGCGAACAAAGAGAGGUAGAAAGACGACUAGAUCGAGUAGAUUAAGAGCGAAGAUGGAGUAAGCGGCAACUUCGGGAGGGCAGUAAAAGGCAAACUUAUGCGCAAAGAUUACACUGAAUCAAAGAGGUGCAGUCCGUUGUCGUGCGCAGAUGUCGAGAGAUCAAGGCUCAGAUUAGAAGGUAUUAGCGGGGAAAAUAUGCCUUCACAGUUCUUGCGUUCGCGUAGAUUCCGUAUCGCGCAGCCUAACCCCCGUCAGGUAUCAGCACCCGAGAGAUAGGCCCAAACCGGAGGAGAAGAGACUCACGCCAACCACAACCGGCCCCGCCCGCACUUGCUCCUCACCACCUCCCACUCGCGCUCGCCCCCGCGCCCGCACACCGUCUCCUCCAGCCCGAUCCGACCUUCGCGCGUCCCGGGCCCUUGCAGCACCCAUUCUCCACGCCAGCCCUCGCCGACCUCCGCGUCGCCCUCCCCGCCAAAAUCAACGCGGACGGUCGCUAGCCACAUAUACUGCUCGACGACCGCGUGCCCGCCCGGCGACGCCGCGCUCUUGACGGUCACGCUCAUGCGCGCGAGGCGGAAGUGGCCUUCGUCCGGGGCAUCCGAGGAAGGGGUUGAGGCUCCGAGGGGUAAAGGAACAGCAGCGGGGGGUACGGGUGCGGCCGGGAGGCGGGGAAGCGUGAAUCGAUAUACGGGAUUGCCCAUCAGCGGCGCGAUGUGCGCGUAGUAGAGCGGCGAGGGAAGCAGCAGGGGGUCGGUCACGGGUGGUGGCGCGGGCGGAACGUAGGGAACGAGGCCUCGCCCGUCGUACACGAGCCACGUCCGGCCCGUGCCCGCCGAGAACGCGGACGUAUCCGACUCGGAGGAGGCGGACAUGUCGUCGGCAGGCGGGAUGUAGCCAAGGUUGCAGACGACGUCGCCGGCAGAGAGGUGCGCCCAGAGGCCGGCGUCGGCGAGCUGCGCUUCGCAUGCGCCGAUGGAGGUGGGUGUGAGAGCCGAACACGGGUGGUAUACGCGCAAUACGGGUGCGCGCAGCCGCGAGGUCGCGGUGAGGAUAUCGUGCGCGGCGGAGGAGCCGGAGGUGAGGGAGGAGGAGGGCGACGCGGUCUGCACGGGGCGCGGGCGCGGGCGCUGAGGGCUGUGAGCUCGCUGGGGAGGGUGUACGUUCCGCAGAGAAGAUUGCGAGUGCGCGGGGGAGGGGGAGGCGACAGGCGAGGAGGCACCUGAACCGCUCGAAGAGCCGUGCGUAUAGGAGAAUUCGUCGAUGGACGGCCGCGGUUGGUGCCCGUGGGAGGCGGAGGUGCGGUGUCGCCCGUGCCGCCGGGGAGGUGUGAGCGGGAGGUCAUCGUCGGGCGGUAUCCACCAUGACUUGCGCCAGGUACCGUUGUAUUGCUUGAGCGCGUGCGGCUCUGCGAGCGGUUCUGGCAGAGGCGUCGAGCGCGACUUGCGGCCAAAAAGCGAGCGGCCGCCGACGCUCGCCGCGCGCCGGGACGCCUUCGAGGUUGCGGCCGAGACUUUGGAGGAGAGAACGGUGAGGUCGGUGAGGGAGGAAAUGCCAGCUGCUCCCGGCCCAGGAGGCUGGUGCGAGAGACGCCGUGGAUGUCGCGGCCGCCGGAGCGCAUCGAAUGCGGCCGCCGAGUCCGGGCGAGCACUAUUUUGCGUAUAGUACAGGGGUGCAGGGAAGUCGAGGUGCCGUAAAGACGGUUCUGAGGGAAAGGAGGACGCGCGGGGGAGGUCCGGCUCUGAUUCAGGGGAAGGACGGGAGGAGGAGUACAGCAGCGCUUGUAGGAGGAGUACGAAGCGCGAAUGCGCGAGAGCGAGGAGGGCAUAGCGUUCCGAUGUCCGUUCGAGAUCGAGAGUGGGUAGCAGAGCGGAGAGCAGGGUAAGGGCGUGUGCUGGGUAGCGGUGCAACGGUACUCGUUGCGAGAUCAUGAAUCGCUCGAGAUCGUUCAUCGUGACGGGGACGUCGCGUAACCGGCGCAGAUCGCUUUGCCCGAGGCAGAAGCGAUAUCCUGGCACAUAGCGCGACAGAACGACAUGCCUGAGCGCCGCGUUGCUGAAGAACAGCCGCCGGAACUCCUUCGAGAGCAAAGCCAACGAGCGGAAGUCAGCCCAGGAGAGGUGGUGCAGCAGCCGCGCGAGCGCGCCGGGUUCUUUGGCCACGCUAAUGAACGGCACGCGGAGCGAGAAGGCGAAGCCCGAGAGCACCCGGGAGCGCCGGGCGGCGGUGUCGGGCUGGGGCUGGCUCGGGAUCGCGGGCAUCGGUGGGCGGGGACGCGCGGGCGCCUUGCGCGGGAGGGGCGGGAGGGGCUUCGGGUCAUCAGGAGGAGCUGCGAGCCGGUCGGCGAUGGAAAAAUCGCUCGAGGACGAGGCCGUGAGCGACGGCGUGCUCGCUCCGUCCGAGCCGGUGCGCAGCAUGGGGCUCGCCAUCGUCCGUGCCCUUAGCUCGUCGUUCUGGGGGCCGUGUCCGU
Molecule: messenger RNA, 3621 nt
Organism: Punctularia strigosozonata HHB-11173 SS5
Lineage: Eukaryota; Fungi; Basidiomycota; Agaricomycetes; Corticiales; Punctulariaceae
Exons: 11
Coding region: 79-954 (291 amino acids)
Source: RefSeq, a predicted model, not a curated record